AUGCUCAAGAAAUACAAAUACACGGGUUCUGUGAUGCCAGUAACACUAGCAGACAUCAUCAAAAGGAAACGACACUGGCAAGGGAGGUUAUCUACUGCUGAACUACAAGAGACACGAAACCGUAUACUCCAACUUGUUCAAUCCUCUGCCUUCUCCGCAGAGCUUCAAGCCUUGAAACAAACUCAAAGAAAUGGAACUAGGCAUCAUCACAAACUCAAUCAACUCAAUCCAUUCAUCGACGACAAGGGCCUCCUACGUGUUGGAGGGAGAUUAAACGCAGCAAGGUUAACUGAUCUACAGAAGCAUCCAAUUGUUCUCCCAAAAAAUCAUAUCAUCACAGACCUCAUCAUUCGAGAUGAACAUCUCAAGAAUUUACAUCUGGGCGUUCAAGGAACUUUAUACAGCAUAAGGCAGACAUACUGGAUCUUAGAUGGCCGCAAUCAGAUUCGCAGAGUCAUCCGUAAAUGCGUAACGUGUGUCCGCGCCAACCCGCCUCCCACCAAUUACUUAAUGGGACAUCUACCAGCAGCCAGAGUCUCCAGAACCAUCAGACCCUUUGUUCAUGUAGGCGUAGAUUACUGUGGCCCUUUUUAUAUAAAGGAGAAAAAAUUCCGCAACAGGGUCAAGGUUAAGGUUUAUGUAGCCGUAUUCAUCUGUCUUGCAGUCAAGGCAGUGCAUCUAGAAGUGGUCAGUGAUUUAACUUCAUCUGGAUUCCUCGCAGCACUCGAUCGAUUCAUCUCACGAAGGGGAAAACCAACACUCAUCGAAUCAGACAACGGUACUAAUUUCACUGGGGCAAAUAAUGAAAUGAAAAACAUCGUAACAACCUUGCAGCAACCACAUGAAGACGAGAAAAUUACUCGUGCCUUAAGUAAUCAGGGCAUUCAAUGGAAGUUCACACCUCCACUGUCACCACAUUUUGGCGGCAUAUGGGAAGCCGCUAUCGAAGCAAUUCUGAAUUCUCGACCGCUCACUCCAAUUUCCACCGAUCCUCAAGACCUUCAAGCAUUGACACCAGCCCAUUUCCUGAUUGGAGACACAUUGACAAGCCGACCUGAAUUGAACCUCAUGGACAAAAAAGUCAACAUGCUGAACAGGUGGGAAUUGAUUCAAAAAAUCAAGCAAGAAUUUUGGGCGCGAUGGAACAAAGAGUACUUGAAUGAACUCAACAUUAGAAGAAAAUGGACUACAGGAUCUCAUGAUAUCAAGAAAAACUCAAUAGUGUUACUCAAAGAUGAUAAUCUCCCUCCCAUGCAAUGGAGGCUCGGGCGUGUCAUCGAAACUCAUCCUGGAGCUGAUGGAAUCAUCAGAGUCGUGACGGUCAAAACAGCAACAGGAGAACUGAAACGGAACAUCAAGAAACUCUCACCCUUGCCAGUGUCACAUCCUGAUGACGACGCCAAUUAA
Molecule: messenger RNA, 1407 nt
Organism: Diachasma alloeum
Lineage: Eukaryota; Metazoa; Arthropoda; Insecta; Hymenoptera; Braconidae
Exons: 3
Coding region: 1-1407 (468 amino acids)
Biological process (GO): DNA integration
Molecular function (GO): nucleic acid binding
Source: RefSeq, a predicted model, not a curated record